AGCAAAUAUAGGCAUGAUCAGGUGGCAGUGUGUCGGAGCGGUGUUGAAGUGGGAGAUGAACCAUGGAGGGGUGCAGGAGGCCAGUCACUAGCCGAGCGAACAGUCGCACAACCAGCAGCAGCAGGAGAAGCAAUAGCCCAGGGAGGCCCCGCAGCAUGCAGCUGGGCGCUCACUAGCACCAAGUGGACCUGGUCCUCUCCUCUUCACCUGGGGCCAGGGCUGCAGAAUGCUCAGUCCUGUCACCCCAUACAGUCUGUCGAAGAUGCACUGGUCUCCGGAGCACACCGCCCCUUUAUCUCAGUGGCCUGAGCAGCACCUGGAUGUCACAUCUACAACCUCACCCCCAACUGCCCACAAACAGGACCCCUAUGCAACAGCUGCUCGCCGCAGUUUUGCCCCUGCAGGUUACCCUUGGGCCAGUGAUGACAUAUCAGCCCUCACUGCUUCUUCUCUGCUCAAACGCUAUGCUGAGAAGUACUCAGGCCUGGAGCUGUCCUAUGAACGCCCCACUGCAGGGGCCUACACAGAACCAGGAACUUUCCUAAAAACUGAAAGUGAGCCCUGGGCUCUGAGUCAGGGCAUAGAGUGUUACCCUGGACUGGAGGCAUUAACUGCCACCAAGGUGGGCCCUGCUUCUGUGGGCAUCCCAGCUACAGGAAGUGUGACAGUAGUGGCCUCUGAUCCAGGCUACAGUGGUGCUGGCUCCUGCAGUGCCCCAUCAUCUCAGGAAUAUCCUCCUGCCUACAACAGCACCUACCUGUCCUCAGGAUACUGCCCUCAGCCUGGCACAGCACUUCCCCCUGCCCCUCUACACUCUUUGCAGGCCGGACCCACUCUAGUGCCCAGCUAUAGCGCCAGCACUCCUGUCUACAACUACCCUCCAGGGUGCUACCCUCAAACCAGCCUGUCCUCUGGAUACAGCCACCCCAGUGCCUCCUACCUACAAUCUGGGAUUAGUGCCCCUACUCCACUGGCUCCUAGGCCCACUAUGGCGGGGGGCAGUUACAGUUACCCAUUUCACAGCCUUGGAGCGAGCUCCGAAGCAGGGGUGCCACUGAAACGCAAAGCCUUUGAGAUGGCAGAGGAAGGACAAGAGGGAGCCGAGGUGGAAGGAUCACGCUACAGAAAGUAUGGUAAUGGCCAUGGAAACUGUCAUAGCAAAGGUCAUGGCAAUGGGCACGGCAAUGGCUACGACAUGAGCAGCCCAGCCUCAGACCCACAGGCGUACAAACCUGGAAAGCCCCUAAUGUCACCCCCUUAUGGCGGAACAGGGGACUACAGCCCACCACCAGGCCUCGCAGGAGAAAGCGUUUCAGGGGAGCACAACUUUCCUCAGCAGCAGAGAAUGUCUAUGAAGAUACCUGCAUCGCACACAAGAUCUGAGGACCCCACUGGAGGGCGCUGA
Molecule: messenger RNA, 1405 nt
Organism: Scomber japonicus (chub mackerel)
Lineage: Eukaryota; Metazoa; Chordata; Actinopteri; Scombriformes; Scombridae
Product: fidgetin
Exons: 3
Coding region: 227-1405 (392 amino acids)
Source: RefSeq, a predicted model, not a curated record